Messenger RNA from Acanthoscelides obtectus, 1457 nucleotides. NCBI's taxonomy places the organism in Eukaryota, Metazoa, Arthropoda, Insecta, Coleoptera, Chrysomelidae. The record is from the annotation of a GenBank genome assembly.
GCUGCAAUGCACGGUCUAUUGCCCCGUUUCAGCGAAAGCAUUGCGAUCGGCCCCCAAUAUAAAAACAGCGACCGCAACGCAUCCGCUAUCCAGUCGGCCGCGGCCAUCACCAACCACCACUGCCUGCCGGACGCACACUCAAGGACAUGAGGCUUCUGAGGUAUUCAGCGCUGUGCGCACUCCUCCUGUUGGUGAGCGCUGAAGACAAGAAAGUCGAGGAGGGCCAAAAAGAGACCGCCGACAAGGCCGGACAGUCCACGGCAGCAGGCGGCGGGGAUUCACAAGCCGCAGAGGGGCAACACAAACAGGACAAAAGGGGCAUUGAACAUGGCUAUGGAGACUUCGGGGGAGGUUUUCAUGGAUUUCAUCAUUUUGGAGGUCACGAAUUCGGUGGAGGCGGUGGGGAUGAACACCAUCACCAAAUCCACGAAGAGAAGACAGUCACCGUGGUGAAACAUGUGCCAGAACCAUACCCCGUCACCAAAGAAGUACGUGUUCCAGUUGAGAAGAAGGUGCCUUAUCCUGUCAAGGUGCAUGUUCCUGCACCAUACCCAGUUGAAAAGAAGGUACCUGUACCAUACAAAGUAGAAGUCAAAGUACCAUACCCAGUCCACAAGCCAGUACCUGUAGAGAAGACUGUCCACGUUCCAGUCAAAGUACACGUAGACAAGCCGUACCCAGUAAAAGUACUCGAGCCACAGCCUUACCCAGUCGAAAAAGUCGUCCACGUUCCUUACAAAGUCCCAGUACCACAACCCUACCCUGUUGAAAAAGAAAUCCCUUACCCGUACAAAGUCCCCGUCCACGUACCAAAACCGUACCCAGUUGAAAAGAUCGUACACUACCCUGUGAAAGUACAUGUUGACAAACCGUACCCUGUCCAUAUUCCCAAGCCUGUCCCAUAUCACGUUGAGAAGAAGAUUCCUUAUCCAGUGUACAAGCCUGUUCCGUACCCAGUCAAAGUUGGAGUAGAACGGCCAAUACCUUAUCCAGUUGAGAAACCUGAACCUUAUGAAGUGAAAGUACCUGUUCCAGCACCUUAUCCUGUGAUAAAGAAGAUCCCGGUACCUGUUGAGAAGCCUGUACCAUACCCCGUUAAGGUGCCAGUAUUCAACCCAGUACCGGUGCACAUAGAAAAGAAAGUACCACAUGUGGUAGAGAAGCCAGUUCCGGUGCCGGUGAAGGUACCUGUGCCUGUACCUGUGAAGGAGGAGCACCACGAGCACUAUGAACACCAUGGUGGAUUCGAAGGAGGUCAAGAGCAGCACGAUUUCGGAGGACACGAUUUUGGAGGAGGUGAAGAGGGUGGCUAUGAAGGUCAUGAGUACCAUCAUUAGUGAUGACCUUGAGGUUUGUUAGCGUACUUUUAGGUUGUUUUCGAUCAGUAUUACCCGUGUUGCUUAUGUGAUUUUUGUUGAUACAGAUUUAAUUUUUAUAAUAAAAUGUGAUAAAACUUU